Camelina sativa (false flax) is the source of this 1662-nucleotide messenger RNA. RefSeq lists its product as uncharacterized. Gene Ontology annotation, molecular function: nucleic acid binding; RNA-DNA hybrid ribonuclease activity. Lineage: Eukaryota; Viridiplantae; Streptophyta; Magnoliopsida; Brassicales; Brassicaceae. The record is from RefSeq and is a predicted model, not a curated record.
AUGGCAAAGUGGGCGGUCGAGCUGAGUGAAUAUGACAUCGAAUAUCAUUCUCGUCCAAGUUUGAAGUCACAGGUCUUAGCUGAUUUUAUCACUGAACUUUCUCCUAACCUCGGAGAUCCGACUCCCAAAGAGGAGCAUUGGACAAUGUUCGUCGAUGGUUCAUCAUCUCAUCAGGGAUCCGGCGUGGGGCUUAUUCUCCGAUCUCCUCAGGGCGAAGUGCUUGAAAAAGCAUUGAAGCUCAAUUUCAAAGCGUCAAAUAACGAAAUGGAGUACGAAGCCGUUCUCGCAGGACUUUGGUUAGCACGAGGACUCGGGGUGAAACAACUGCAAGUUUUCUGCGACUCCCAGCUGGUGGUCCCACGAAGUGAGAACACAUCGGCAGACGCUCUCGCAUCGUUGGCAAAUUGCCCGGAUCCAGAUUUGCAACGCACUAUUCCUGUCGAAUGCAUCGAGGCACCCAACAUCGAUCUAGCUAACCUAGUCUCCGUCAUCAAUGAUGAUUCGGUUCCAAUGGAAGUCGACGAACCAAUAGAAGACCUAACGGAUGUCACAACGCCACCCGAUGAUUGGCAAGUCGAGAUUAAGAUCUAUAUCUCCAAAGGAGUUGUCCCGCCGAAACGAUGGACAACUCGGCGUUUAAAAGCCGGAAGUGCUAGGUACAUUCUUUUGGAUGGAAAUUUAUACCGACGCAGUUGGUCCGGCGUAUUCCUUACCUGCGUUAGUCGCAAAGAAGCCGAACGAAUCAUGAUGGAAGUACACGAAGGUGACGGUGGUAACCACUCCGGCGGACGGAUGCUUGCUUUAAAGAUCAAGAAGGAUCGUCAUUACUGGCCAACCAUGAUUGCCGACUGCGAGGCCUUGGGCCAAUGCGACACGUCCCACAUGCCAACAUCAUGGGCCAAUGCGACACAAGCGCAGUCAUUCACUAAGAUCCAGUCUUUGGACGUGACAAAUUUCAUAUGGAAAAACAUCAUAUCUCGUCACGGACUUCCUUAUGAAAUCGUCACUGAUAAUGGGAACGGUCAAGCCGAGGUGACGAACAAAUCGAUCGUUGAUGGGCUGAAGAAACGACUCGGUCGGAGAAAAGGAGUGUGGGCAGAUCAUCUCGAUGGUGUAUUGUGGUCUUACCGAACAACCCCGCGGCGAUCUACAGGACAGUCCCCUCUCUCUCUGGCCUAUGGGAUUGAGGCGAUCGCCCCGGCAGAAGCAGGUGUCCCGGCACUUCGUCGAACCAUGAUGGUCGAUAAUCCCGACCUUAAUAACAACAUGCUGAUCGAUCACAUCGACUUUGCUGAAGAAUUACGCAACCAGGCUCUAGUCCGGAUCCAACACUACCAAGACACAGCAACUCGCAAUAGCACUAAGAGAACAAAUACUGAAAGGAAGAGAUUGCAUGGAGGAUUUGAUUCAAACCAGCUUGCUUCUGUUAAUGCCAAGCUGGAUUCAGUUCACAAUCGUUUGGGUCAGGGAUUCGGUAAUCAACAAAGCAACAAGCCUUACAGUGGGAACUUUUCAGGCUACACUCCUAAACCAGAUUACCAGAAACAGCAACAGAACAAUGGUUAUAUUAGAACAUAUGGGAACUCUUCUUAUCAUUCUCCUCCUCCACAGACUUCUUCUAAGAGCAGUUUCCCCGAAGGGUUCACGGUCGCCUUCAGGUAG